CAGCCCGCCUGAGUCACUCUCCUGGUCCGGCUCGGCAGUGCCUCUCGCUGGGGAGUGCCGGUCCGCUCGCCCCGCUCCUCCUGACGCUUGUGUCCGCUCCUCCAGCUCCGCAGCGAUGGGCCGUUUCCGAAAAGGAAGCCGAUGAGAGGCUUCGUCCGCCGGACGUUUGCGAGUUGAGCUCGCCGGGACGAGUGUUUGUGAAGUAUCCGCUCCGGAGCGCGAUGGGGGCGCAGGGGAGGCUGCAACCGGCUCUCUCCGGCAUACUCUUCUGAAAUCCCGCGCCACAUCGACAGCUGUAAAGCCACCGUUCCCCCGCUGACUGGUACUCAGAUCCAGCGGCGCAGCGGCAACCGAGCCCCGGUCACCGUCCAUUGCCAUGGCCCUCGGCAUCAACCGGGGGCGAGGCGUGCUGGUCAAAGCUCUCAGGUGAGUGUCGGUGCUCAGUGGAAGUCUGGUGGCAUCAAACCGGAUAAAUUAACUGGCAAAUCCGAUCCCCAUUCACAAAAAUCCCGUUCCGGCCUUUGGCGUGUGGUUUUUAAGAUAUCGAACUCAAUAAUUUUAAGUGCAAAAACAGCGGUUUGUCUGCAGAUUGCAUCUUUGCGCAUCGCAGUGGUUUGCAUGUAGUCUGCAGCUGCUUAUCUGCUCUUCAUCAUUGCCUUCCCUUUAAACUGAAAGUGAACGAUUAUAACUCUCUAGGGCAAUUUAUACGUGUGCGUGUGUGCGUGUGUGCGCGCGCUGGGGGGAGUACAGACAGUGUGUAUAUUGCUAACUCGUGUGGUAGCAAAUGCAUACAAGUUGUGAACUCAACUAACUUUAAGAUGGCGAAUGAGAGAAGUAACAGUAAAAUAUAAACGACAUCACCAACAAAAUGCAUUAGAAAUUCUAUAGGGAGUAGUAACAAUAAUGCACUGUAUGAAUAAGAUGGGAAACACGCAAUGAAAUAGGGUUUCCUCAUUUACUCAACUGCAGAGAGUACCAGGAGUCUAUUAAGGCUAAUGUGGGGAUGUGUUUAUUUAUGCAAACAUUAAUGUCACAUGAAAUAUUUUUUUUUCUUAAAUAAUGAACUAAUAAAUACAUUAUGCAAAAAUACUUAGUUAUAAUGUGUUUUAAUACAUAUUGCACUAUAAUAUGUAUUAUAUAAAUAUAACAUCUAACAAAUUCUUGAUCAAACGCUAUAUUUGUAGUGAUCUCUUCAUUCUUUUUCGGGGGGCAAUAUCCAAAUGUUUAGCAGGCUUCAAUCGGCGUUGCUUCAACUUCAGCUUUACAGAUGCCGUUGUCACGUUCUCGGUGUGGUUUGGACCCCAAUAUGCAGAGACGAAGCCACGGAGUGCAAAAGGUAAGGGUACUUUAAUUACAUAAGCAGGAGAAACAAAAGGCGACAGAGGAAAGGCUCUGUGACAAAAGUGCAAGUACAGGUAAGUAAAUUGUUUAAGUUACCGCACUGACUUGGAGACGAGAAGCAUGGAUAGCAAAGACAAUAAUAAUGAACCAGCGCCGCACAUUCGAACGCACUGGCCUUUUAUCUGCCAUUAAUGUUAAUUGGCCGCAGGUGCGCGGCCACCGGGCGAGAAGCGGCUGCCUCUUCCUCCCCGGAGAAGGCACAGCCCGCCAAAAUAAGAGCGCAGGACAAGGAACACUCGUUCCCGUCCUGCAGAACGUCACAGUAUCCCCCCCCCACAAAACGGAUACCAGACGUUUCAAAUGUUCAAGAAUACCAGGGUGGGUGGAGGGAGGCUCGGCGGAGGGUCGCUGGGCUUGAACGCCCCCCACCAUGGGACGAACGGCAAAGCCGGGCCAGCCUCCCCACCGCCGGCGAGAAGGUGUCCGGUGGCGACGAUGGGUCGUACGAUGGUACAGCCGGCGAGCGUGGCAGGCGAGGGAGUCCCAUGAGAGGCGUAUGGGGCGGCAGGCUCCGCGGCGACGAGGUGGGAGGCGGCCAGGGCGGCCGGCUCCGCGGCGACGAGGUGGGAGGCGGCCAGGGCGGCCGGCUCCGCGGCGAUGAAGUGGGGGGCGGCCGGGUCCGUGUGACGGCUUGGUCUCGGCCGGAGGCGAAGGCGGAGCCACGGAGGACGAAGGCUUGCUCUCAGCAGGAGAAACAGCUGCGGAGGACGGAGGCUUACUUUCUGCCGCAGGUGGAGCCAGAACCAGAGGUGAUCCCACCUCGGCCCCGCGUGGAAGGAUAGCGGGCACCGGAGGUGGCCUGACCUCGGUCUGGCGAACUGUCGUCCCUGCGGCCCGCUCCGGAAGCAGCUGUGCGGCUGAGAGUGCACCGCCGACCAUAGCCCCCCCCUCAAGGGACGGAUUCCAGACGUCCGUAAGAGAGCCAGAAGGGUGGAGAGGGGGCUGGAGGUGGGCCUUGCAUCCGACCACCUGGUUGCGCUGAGCAAUGCGGGUCCUCAACUCCCGGAGGCGCUCCAUGAUCCCUCCGGGUGCCUCGUAGUCCCGCAGUCUACGCUCGUGCCGAGCGGUGAUCUCGCGAAGACUGCGGAGCACAGUCUCUGCGGGGGUCAGUUCUGGCUGGUUCAUUCUGUCACGUUCUCGGUGUGGUUUGGACCCCAAUAUGCAGAGACGAAGCCACGGAGUGCAAAAGGAGCUGUGGGUGAUGCGGGGCCUUCACAUGGAGCCGCGUCAUCAAUGCCGUGCAUUGUCUUGUGGCCUUAAGGGUGGUCAUGUGCCGCCAGGCUGAAGAUGCAUAAAUAGUAGAAGUUGAUCAAAUGAAAACAAGAUUCAUAUACACCCACCCACACACACACACACACACACACACGCACGCACACACACGCACACACAUCUCCUAAUGGAACUCCUCCCACUUAAGAGGUUGGACUUUACCCAGGGCCAAUUUGGGACUUUCCUCUUGCCACUGAAGUGUGGUGUAAGUCAUCGAUUGUCAACGUUUGCUGUCUAAAGUCCCUAAAACAUCCUGACAGCACACAAAAAGUUAUAAGAAUGCACCUUCUUCCUGACUGGACACCGCACACACGCACACAUCAGACAGUUUACGGCAUGAUAACUAACACGCAGACUGUUUAGCACAUCAAUGUAUACAUCUAUAGGACUUUUGUCACUAUCAUGGCAACUCGUCGACAUGACUGAUAACUGCAACAGGGGUCAAUUGAGCGCGUCCUGUCACAAAACAAUGAAACGAGGCCCCCUUGUGGUAGGAAAAUGUUAGAGCCAUUUAAAACCCAGCUGCGAGAUUUUAAAGCGCUCAUGACACCAAAAAUGUCUGGAAAAAACAGCAACAAAAUGAAAGCACUCGCUUAAUAAAACAUUUUUGUCAUACUGCUGUGAAAGGUAAAUAAAGAACUGUGAAAUAGGAGUGAAAUGAAGUGGUGAUUUUCACACAAGCGAGUUUUCUUUCUUUUUUUUAAAUUUUUGACUAGCAAGAACACUAUCCAUCCAUCCAUCCAUCUUUUAUGCCGCUUCUCCUCAUUUAACUUUGAAUGUCACUGUGCAUAAUAUAGCUGAGGUAGCAGAGGUCAAAGAUCAACCGAACUUCAUUCAGCUUUUAGGGGUUUGUUUUUCGUAAACUCAAUGAGGCCCUCUUGUGGUAAGAUAGCAAAUGUGCAGGUAGUCCUAAACUAUGGUACAGCACGGUGUCAUUUUGGCAACCAAAGACAGCAUUAUUAUUGCACAGGUCUGCCUGAGAUUGGCCACAAUAAAAGGC
Dunckerocampus dactyliophorus (ringed pipefish) is the source of this 3670-nucleotide messenger RNA. RefSeq lists its product as uncharacterized. Lineage: Eukaryota; Metazoa; Chordata; Actinopteri; Syngnathiformes; Syngnathidae. The record is from RefSeq and is a predicted model, not a curated record. The coding region runs from base 1533 to 2183 and encodes 216 amino acids. The transcript is spliced from 2 exons.